AUGAAGCAGAAGGACAUCAGGCCGGCGCCGUCUCUCAUAGAGUACAAGAACAUGCGCUUCCUCAUCACAGACAGACCAUCGGAUGUGACCAUCCAGAGCUAUCUACAGGAGCUGAGAAAGCACAACGUGUGUACGGUGGUCCGCGUGUGCGAGCCAAGCUACGACACGUCUCCUCUGGCCGGAGAGGGGAUAGAGGUGCGGGACCUGGCCUACGACGACGGGACCUUCCCUCCAGCAAACGUAGUGGAUGACUGGUUCGAAAUACUCAGGGACAAAGCAGCUAACAAGCCGGAGUCAGCGGUGGCGGUGCACUGCGUGGCUGGUCUGGGCCGCGCGCCCGUCAUGGUCGCCAUCGCGCUCAUCGAGCUCGGCAUGAAGUACGAGGAGGCCGUUGAGACCAUACGGGACCAACGUCGAGGUGCAAUAAACGCGAAGCAGCUGUCGUACUUGGAGAAGUACCGUCCUAAGUCGCGUCUCAAGAAGAACGGCCACAAGAACUCGUGCUGCGUCCAGUGA
This is a messenger RNA of Danaus chrysippus (African queen), 516 nucleotides long. Lineage: Eukaryota; Metazoa; Arthropoda; Insecta; Lepidoptera; Nymphalidae. The record is from the annotation of a GenBank genome assembly.